This is a messenger RNA of Mercurialis annua (annual mercury), 1490 nucleotides long. Its product is annotated as F-box protein CPR1-like. Lineage: Eukaryota; Viridiplantae; Streptophyta; Magnoliopsida; Malpighiales; Euphorbiaceae. Gene Ontology annotation, molecular function: protein binding. The transcript is spliced from 3 exons. The record is from RefSeq and is a predicted model, not a curated record. The coding region runs from base 48 to 1238 and encodes 396 amino acids.
AGAAAUGUUACAUUAAAAUUUUUAGACAUUGCCACCAACCACUAACAAUGUCCGACCAAAUACCUCUCGAAAUUGUCUCCAAAAUUAUCAGCCGAUGUGAAGCAGCUGCUCUUGGUCGUUGCCGGUGCGUCUCCAAGCAAUGGCGAGCCCUAAUCGGCAGUCCCCAUUUCAUCAAACAACACUUGGAAUAUGCCACCAGAGCCAACUUCAGUAGCGUGUUCUUCAAGCAGCAGUCAUCUCUCGUUCAAGCUUCCAUGGACAGUACGGCUACGUUUUCUGUUCCCAUUACUGAUGAGGUUAAGCCAUUUUUCAUAGUAGGAACUUGUAGUGGUCUGCUUUUGCUACGUAAGAAUCAAACUCAUGAUUUUUGCAUUUUAAACCCUACCACUAACCAACAUGUUUACCUUAAGAAACUAUUGCCUAGUGAUUUUCUUUCCCAAGCUACUGCUGUCUUUUUAGGUUUUGGGUUUGGGUAUGAUAGUGGUAAGGAUGAUUACAAGGUUAUUAGGAUUGCCCAGGAGUUUAAUCCUGCUACAAUGGGUUACUUAAGAACUGAGAUGGUUAUCUCUAGUGUCAAAAAGAAAGCCUUGAAAUUUGUCAAAAUGCCUUACUUUAUACAGACCACAUUGGGUUUUUUCUCUGAUGGAGCUUUACAUUGGCUGAUGGGGAAGUAUAAUCAUGAGAAUUUGAGGUUGAUUGUGGGUUAUGAUCUCGCAACGGGUGAGUUUCGCGAGUUGCCUCUGCCCGAUUUUAGGAAAGAUGCUGAGGAUUUUAAAUGUAAAGGCAAUGUUACUGUCGAUUGUAGUAUGGGUGUUGGCCAAUUAGGAAAAUGGAUAUCCCUUUGUGCUAACUAUGGAGAGAGUAUGGGUGUGAGUAUUUGGGCUAUGAAAGAAUACGGGGUUAAGGAAUCUUGGACUAAGCUUUUUUCAAUUUCCCUUGCUAAAUUGCCCUCUGCUAUCAUUAAGCCUCUUGGUUUAAUGGAAAAUGGCAACUUGGUUUUACUGGAACUGAAUAAUGCACCACUUGUUUGGUAUGACAGAAAAGAGAAAAAAGUUAGAACUCUUAUGCAGAACAAAAGUGGAGAAGCUAUGAUCUGUUUGACAACCAUUGCCCCUGUUCCAUCUACUAAGAAUGGGAAAAAGGGAGACAAGAACUCAUCUUCUGGUAAUCCAAAGAAAACAGCAAGGAAGAAGAACAGGGAUGACUUUCUAUCAAAAGGUUUCAAGAUUAAACUAUAGUGCAAGAAAGCUAUAUUAUGGUCAUGGACGUAAACAGGUUUUGGAAGUGAUGAGAUGACUCUUUUUGGUGGUGCAAGCUACUUUUAUAUUUUGUAGAGGGCAAAGUAUAUAAAUAUUUUAGAGACAUGUCAGGAUAGUUUGAUGCUCUUUUAAGGUUGUCUGAUAUGCUACUUUUAGGUUAAUUACUGACCAAUUAAGAUAUUAUCAGUAUUAUUAAUGAUAUUACGUGUUUAUCUUAGAUCUCCAUUAAUU